Molecule: messenger RNA, 7451 nt
Organism: Poeciliopsis prolifica (blackstripe livebearer)
Lineage: Eukaryota; Metazoa; Chordata; Actinopteri; Cyprinodontiformes; Poeciliidae
Gene: slc8a2b
Product: solute carrier family 8 member 2b
Exons: 17
Coding region: 389-3319 (976 amino acids)
Biological process (GO): sodium ion transmembrane transport; calcium ion import across plasma membrane; cell communication
Cellular component (GO): sarcolemma; axon; postsynapse
Molecular function (GO): calcium:sodium antiporter activity
Source: RefSeq, a predicted model, not a curated record
CCCCGAGGUCCUCCGCGCUCCUCCUCACCCGCCCGCCUGCGCGCUCAGACGGUGUGUGUGUGUGUGUGUGUGUGUGUGUGUGUGUGUGUGUGUGUGUGUGUGUGUGUGUGUGUGUGUGUGUGUGUGUGUGUGUGUGUGUGUUUGCUGCUGGGAGCGAGUCGAGCAGCGGAGGACACUUUCCCCUCUUCACUCCAACAUGCUCACUGCUUCGGCUGCGGACUGGCUCUAGAUCACACGGUGAAGCAACACAACUCCAUGAGUUUGAUUUGGCCCGUCGAUGUCGAGCAGCUCCAGCAUUAGGGACGCAGCCCACAGACCCACAGUGAGCUAGUCGCGCCGCUCCCGGUUCCCAUCAUCCUCUUCCUCCUCUUCCUCUCGCGGCUCCGCCAUGUUUCCCUUCGCCUGCCCUUCCUCCUUCCUCUUCCUCCUCCUCGCCGCCCUGCUUCCUGCCUGCCAGCCGGAGUCGCAGCGCGUCGACCCGAGCGCCGAGCCCGAGCCUCGGACGGCGCUGCCCUCGUCGGCCGCCGCCUCGCUGGCGCCGUCGCUGCUGUACGGGAACAGCUCCACCUCUGGCCGUCUGGAUAAGUGCGACAAGAAGACGGUUUGCACGGAGGGCAUCCUGCUGCCGGUGUGGGAGCCCAAGCAGCCGGGCCUCGGGUACCAGGUGGCCCGCGCCGUGGUCUACUUCGUGUCCCUGAUGUACAUGUUCCUGGGAGUGUCCAUCAUCGCAGACCGCUUCAUGGCGUCCAUCGAGGUCAUCACCUCCCAGGAGAAGGAGGUGACCAUCACCAUGCCCAACGGGGAAACGUCCGUGGCGACAGUUCGCAUCUGGAACGAAACCGUCUCCAACCUGACGCUCAUGGCUCUGGGCUCCAGCGCUCCGGAGAUCCUGCUGUCGGUGAUCGAGGUGUGCGGUCACAACUUCGAGGCCGGCCAGCUGGGGCCGGGGACCAUCGUCGGCAGCGCAGCCUUCAACAUGUUCGUGAUCAUCGGGAUCUGCGUGUGGGCCAUCCCCAACGGCCAGUCGCGCAAAAUCAAACACCUCCGGGUUUUCUUCAUCACCGCCUUCUGGAGCAUCUUCGCCUACAUCUGGCUCUACCUCAUCCUGGCUGUCAUAUCGCCGAGCGUCGUGGAGGUCUGGGAAGCUCUGGUGACGCUGCUCUUCUUCCCGGUCUGCGUCCUCCUGGCCUGGAUCGCCGAUCGCCGUCUGCUCUUCUACAAAUACAUGGGCAAGCGUUACCGUGCCGACAAGCGCCGCGGCAUCGUCGUGGAAACCGAGGGGGACCUGACCCCCACCAAAGGCGGCAUGGAGAUGAUCGCCGACGGCAAGCUGCCGCGGGGAAGCGCCGUGGCUCCCGCUGAGAACGGCAGCGAUGGAGCGGCGGGCGCCACGGCGAACAACACCGCCGCGGCGGCCGCCAGGGGCAACCUGCCCAACUCCAACAGCGCCACGGUGAACAUGGAGAGCGGCAGGGAGCUGGACGAGAGCCGCAAGGAGGUGAUUCGCAUCCUGAAGGAGCUGAAGCAGAAAUAUCCCGACAAAGAGCUGGACCAGCUGGUGGAGCUGGCCAAUUACUACGCGCUGCUGCACCAGCAGAAGAGCCGCGCCUUCUACCGCAUACAGGCGACCCGGAUGAUGAUCGGAGCCGGAAACGUCCUGAAGAGGCACGUCGCCGACAACGCGCGGCGCGUGGUGGUGGCCGACGAAGAGGAGACCGAGGAAGACGACCUGGGCGUCUGCAGCCACAUCUCCUUCGAGACGGCCCACAGUCAGUGCAUGGAGAACUGCGGCGUUCUCACGCUGGCCGUGGUCUGCCAAGGCGGUUUGGGGGAGAACACUUUCUACGUGGAUUACAGGACCGAAGACGGUUCUGCUAACGCCGGAUCCGACUACGACUACAGCGAGGGAACCCUGGUGUUCAAACCCGGAGACACUCAGAAAGAGAUCAAGGUCGGCAUCAUCGACGACGACAUUUUCGAGGAAGACGAACACUUCUUCGUCCGCCUGCUCAACCUGAGGGUCGGCGACGCCGAGGGGAUGUUCGAGAGCGACGAGGCGGGCAGCGCGCCCAAAGCCCGGCUCGUCGAGCCCCUGGUCGCCACCGUGACCAUCUUGGACGACGACCACGCCGGCAUCUUCACGUUCAGCGAGCGCCUGGUGCGCGUGAGCGAGAGCGUGGGCACCAUGGAGGUGACGGUGGUGCGAAACUCGGGCGCCAGAGGCACCGUGGUUCUGCCGUACCACACCGAGUCUGGCAGCGCCAUGGCGGGCGAGGACUACGAGGAGGCGCGCGGCGAGCUGGAAUUCACCAACGACCAAACCACUCAGACCCUCCAGGUGAGGAUAAUCGAUGACGAAGAGUAUGAAAAACAUGAAAACUUCUUCAUCGUUCUGGAGGAGCCGCGCUGGCUGAAGAGAGGAAUCUCAGCUCUGCUGCUUAACCAAGCUGAGGGGCAGCUGAGCGUCGAGGAGGAGGAGGCCCGGCGGAUCGCUGAGAUGGGGAAGCCCAUCCUGGGGGAGCACAGCCGCCUGGAGGUCGUCAUCGAGGAGUCCUACGAGUUCAAGAGCACCGUGGACAAGCUGAUCAAGAAGACCAACCUGGCGCUGGUCAUCGGCACUCACUCCUGGAGGGAGCAGUUUGUGGAGGCGGUCACCGUCAGCGCAGGUGACGGAGACGAUGAGGAGGAAGGACGAGAGGAGCGGCUCCCGUCCUGCUACGAUUACGUCAUGCACUUCCUCACAGUCUUCUGGAAGGUUCUGUUCGCCUGCGUCCCGCCCACAGAGUACUGGAACGGCUGGGCCUGCUUCAUCGUGUCCAUCAGCGCCAUCGGCUUCCUCACCGCCAUCAUCGGCGACCUGGCGUCGCACUUCGGCUGCACGGUGGGGCUGCAGGACACCGUGACCGCCGUGGUGUUCGUGGCUCUGGGAACCUCCAUCCCAGACACUUUCGCCAGCAAAGUGGCCGCCAUCCAGGACCAGCACGCCGACGCGUCAGUGGGGAACGUCACCGGCAGCAACGCCGUCAAUGUCUUCCUGGGGAUCGGCGUGGCGUGGUCGGUGGCCGCCAUCUACUGGGCCAUCAAGGGGAAGCAGUUCAAGGUGGACCCGGGUUCGCUGGCCUUCUCCGUCACACUCUUCACCAUCUUUGCGUUCGUCUGCAUGGCGGUGCUGCUGUUCCGGCGCCGGCCCUCCAUCGGCGGCGAGCUGGGCGGCCCCAGGUCGUCGCGCCUGCUCACCACCAUGCUCUUCAUUGGCCUCUGGCUGCUCUACAUCUUCUUCUCUAGCCUGGAGGCCUACUGCCACAUCAAGGGCUUCUAGUCUCCUUAGGGCGCAGAGGCCGGUCCAACGCAACGCGACCACAGACACGUGUUCAUAUGUAAACAGAUCAUUGGAGGAAAAACUGAGCAGGUUUUAAAAUGAGCUGGGCUGUGAUGUCACACCCGGGCGGGUUCACUAAAACAUAUUCCCUCCUGUCUGCAGCAACUUUCAUGUUUUACGCCGAGGAGGUGGAGAAAAAGAGUCAAAUGUUUACAAACCGCUAAAAUCACACAUGUUUACCGCAGCAGGUCCUCCAUGUGUGCUGUAAAUAGACCGGACGCUGAAAACGUUUCAGAGGAGGAAAAAUAGUCCCAAAAUGUGAUUAAUUAGCAGGAAGUGAGUUUAGACGUGUCUCUUUAGCGCCUAGUCUCUGUGGGAGGACGGUUUUGCAUGCACAAAACGCAACCAAGCUGUUGCACAGGAAAUACCCAGAUCCCCACCUGAGCCGUCUGCUCAGUUAGCAUGCAUGCUAAUGGACUCGCCCACUGCUGCAGCAGUAGAACGACAGUAUUAGUUUACAGAAAAUCUGUCAUUUCGAAACUCAUUCCAGCCAUCAACACGUCCACGUUGAUGCUCGCAUGGCACAGAUGCCUUAAGGAAAAAAACUCACAGAAAUGUGGUUUUCAGGCUUCUAGCUGUACAAACCGCCGCAGCUGUCUCUAACAGUGUUAAACUUUAGUUCUGUGCAAUAUUUAAAGCUGGUUCUGCUAUAAAAUAACACUGGAUCCAGUAGAAAUAGACGUUUGGAGAACAAGUAGCAGGAAGCACCAGAUGAAAUGUUAUUAUUGUUGUUCAGAUUUUUAACUCAGAAACUCCUGAAACUAACAGCUGCUAAACAAACUGCGAGGAACAAAACCCUGAACCGCACAAAAAUAAAUUAAAAAACCUCCUCAAAUUAAAAUGAAACUGGCAUUUCAGGGUUUUUAUCUUCCAGGUGGAGGAAGAUGCUGGGAAACAACGGGAGUCAUAAUGAGGUCAGGAUUGUUUCAGCAGCAGCUUGAAUCAAUGAGAGAUCAGUAAAAAUCCUUUUUUAUUUUGUAGCUCUUACAUUCUGCAGACGUCAGCCUAAAGUUGCUCAACACGUCAACGCUGUUAUGACAUCGUGGCAGAUUUGAGUCGUUUACCCAAAGUAACACUUUGUAAACUUUCUAAAAGUGAUUUUGUAUCUUUUCCUUGCAGGUGAAGCCAAGGUAGAUUUUUUUUAGAUUUCCAGGCGACGUUCAGAUUAACAUAAGCAUGAAGAGCCGUCAUCCGACAUGUUAGUGGAUUAGAUUUUAAUUUGUUUUCCACGUACCUGAGCCAAUCCAACGGUUUAAAAUAUUCAAACAUCGCAACAUUUAAACAGCCUGCUGCCCCAUAUGGAAGGCUGAAACUGCCAAAAUCAGGAAGAAAUGUAAAUAAUUCACACAUAGAAAAUAUGUCAAAAUAUUUGAUUUUACUGUGGGACUGGAUUUAAAUUUUGAAUCAAGUUAAUUACAGGAUCUGUAACUAAUUAAGCAUAUUUUAAUCUGACAAAUUAAGCAACAUUUUGCUAAAUUAUUGAAUAAAUUGACAUAAAUGACCAAAAUACUUCCCAAUGCCUUGAAAAUGAAAAAAAUUUUUAAAAAAUCUUAAAGAAAAAUUUGAUUAACUGAGUUAAAAUGAUUACAGUAUCAAACUCAAUGUAAUUAAUUAAUUAAUCAAAAAUAACACCUUAAUCUCACGGCUCUAAUAUAAAUAGACUCAUUCUAUAAAUUAGAAUAUUAUUUUUUAUUCAGCUCUAUUUUAUAUUUCUCUAUUUUUAUAUCUGUAUAUUUAUUUUAUAUUUAUCACUUUUUUUUAUACUUUUUCUGUUUUAAUGUAAAACAUUUUGUCUCCCACUGUUUUCAAAAUUUGCUGUAGAAAUAAAGUUGAUUGACUAUGAAACAAAUUAUAUGGAUUAAUUAAACAUAGAUUGAUGAUGGAAAAGUCUUUAUUUAUGGUAUGAUGAUUUUCCACUUACAGCUAAUGAAAACAUGACAUUUAAAAUUAGAGUUUUACACAGGAUCAAUAAAAAAAAACAUGCUUGAUACAGAAAUGUGGGCUUAGUGAAAAGUAAAUAAGUAGUUCAAAAGGUUGCUUUAAUCUGACAGAAUGUAUAUUAGAAUAUCUAUCUGAACAUUGCCACUUCCAGUUUAUUUACAUAAUACUUAAUAUUUUAAUACCAGGAUUUAUGGUUGAGUGGAAAAAAAUCCCCCUAUUUUACCUUUUUAACAAUCAAAUUGUGUGUUUUAAAAGUUUCUGUUUCUGUCAUGAGAUCAGUGGAGGCUCUUAAAAAUAGUAAAAAAAUAGUAUUUCUUUUGUCUAAGAGAGGAAAAACAGAAAAAAUGUAAACAAGACACUUCAGGAUUGAAUUCGCAUUGCAUAGAUAUCGAUAUAUUUAUCGAUCCAAUUAUAAGUUUUUGCUAUGUUUUCUCGAUUUUGGCCGGUUCAGUCUUCCAUCGCCGUCUUUCUGUUGAUGUAGAACUAUUUUGAUGAAAUGAUUUAUUUAUUUUCUUAAAGAUGAGCUGCGCUGCGGAGUGAACAGAGUGCGGCCGUUUUGUGCAAUACGCUCCAUGUUGUCUGCUCACGCCUCCUGCCGCAGUGUUUACCGUCUCUGUACAUUUCUACACCCAGUCCCUGUGAGGGAGGCUCUGUAAGUGUAAGUAGCAUGUUUACAUGACGGAAGCGACAGUCUGGCUGCAGGAGAACUGAACAGAACCGGUUUGGACCGGUUCGAAUGAACUGUUUGGAACGAGUCAGGACCGGCUGGAACCUGCUGGAACCAGUAGAAACUGGCUGGAACCUGCUGGAACCAGUCGAAACCAGUUAUAGUUGGUCAAAACCAGUCAGAACUGGUCAGAACUGGUUGGAACCAGCUGGAGCUUGUUGGAACUGGUCAGAACCGGUUGGAACUGGUCAGAACCGGUUGGAACCGGCGCUCCAGACACAGGCCAGCAGCCAGAACCAGAACUGCUCUGUGUUUCCGUGAACUUCUGUACUAACUGUCGGCCCGUUGGGUCUUUGCUGUUCCUUAGAUAGAUGUGGUCACCGCCGCCUCGCCCCUCCCCCACUGUGUUCUGUGUUUCCGUGUUCCUCCGGACAUGCAUGAUGAAUCCGUGUGUUUGUGUGUUAGCAGCAUGGUCUACCCUGAUGGAGACGUUUUAUUUUUUUAUUUUUCUAAGUCAGUCUCCUACAUUUGCACAGAAACGAUGUUUCCUCCGUUCGGCUCAUCCCCCGGUUUGUUUCCUGUGAAAUCUCCGUGUCCGUGUUCGUGUCCCCCCUCCCCCACCCAUUGCUCCUGCCCAAAGCGUCUCUGUGUGAUCUCGUUUUAUGUGAUAAUUAAAAAAGGAUUUGUCUCUGCCUGAACCUCUGUAGGGAAACUGUACGACGGCGAAUUAAGGCCGUUAUUGAUAGAGAAAAAAGUACAUUUAAAAAAAUUCAGCAACUUCAGGAAAAGCUCAGAAAUGUUGAGAUUAACCUGAGAAAUAUUUGCAGAAAAAACUUGACAAUUUCUGAGUUUAAACAUUUGAACACAUUUGAGUUUUAGAAAUAAGUUUUGCAUUUAUUUGGUAGUAAGAAAAAUCUUGGAAAUUUUAAGAUUGAAAAAAAGUAGUUUGAAAAGUCAGUCUUUAAGAACAAAAAGUCUUAUCUGCAAAAUUUGGUAAAAAAUUUUUUGAGAGAUGAAUCUAAACAUUUCUUUAAAAAAGCGUGGAAAUUUCUGAGUUUGAAAAGUCACAAGUUUGCUAGAAAAAAGUCUGAAAUUUUCAGAAUAAUCUCAAUAAUAAUUUAAACUUUUCAAACUUGUAUUUUCUAGAAAAAAUCUGAGAUCAAUCUGAAAAUUUCCAAUUUUUUGGGUGAAAAUUCACUCCUUUUUUUCUAUUUGCAAUGGCCCUAAUACGUUGUCUUAAAACUGACUGAGAUAUUAUAUGAUGUGAUAGACAUAUACAUUAAGUCAAUGUUCUAAUAAAUUAACUGAAGUUUUUUGUAUGAAACGCAACAGAAAAAAAUUCAUGAAAAAAAUCUUGUUUUUGAAAACUUGGCAUGAGAUGUAACGUGUUACUGAAAGAAAAUGAAGGUCUUUAAUCAAGUGAACUUGACCUUAGUUAAAUAUAGUUUAUUUAUUUUCAACGUG